Molecule: messenger RNA, 725 nt
Organism: Laccaria bicolor S238N-H82
Lineage: Eukaryota; Fungi; Basidiomycota; Agaricomycetes; Agaricales; Hydnangiaceae
Exons: 7
Coding region: 1-585 (194 amino acids)
Source: RefSeq, a predicted model, not a curated record
AUGUUGCCCAGUGCGAUGACGCCAACGGCAGAGAACGUGUCUGCUAUGACGGCUGUGUUUGUAAGUCCACGCAGCACUCAAGCUCGUCAGAGUACCAUAGCAGCCAAUGCCGUGUUGCGUUAUGACUUCCGCUCGAAUCCUACAUGGGGGUCUGCACGCGAGGAAGGAGGGCAUGUAGAGGUAAUGGAAGAAGCUGUUGUCGAUGUUCAAGCAUUUGGGCGGCGGGCAGUGGUUGCGCAGAGCGCAGGCAUGGCAUCGGCUUAUCUCUCAACUCGCGCCCGCGACCUGGCCUUCAAAGUCAAACGUCAAGCUCGGGCUCGAAGUUGGAUCAAUCAUCAUUUCGCAUCCCCUGCCCGUCCGCGCGGUCCGAGUUUUUUCUUUCAGACUGAACACUCGCUGGAGGGAGCUGAGGAGGCAGUGACACAAGCUGGUGUGUCGUGGCCAGUUCUCCACCCUCGUCUCCUUGUUCGAUACUGGCCUAGCAACGGGGUACGAUACACACAAAUAUCAGCUCAACGAGUAUCACUCCCACCGGCAAAUACUCAGGGAUUCAAUAGCGUUAUGAUGGCUCGUUGGUAUGGGUGAUGAUGGCUUGUGGUUGAUGAUGGCUCGUGGGUGAUGACAGGUCACUGGUGUUGACAGCUCCCCUCCCUCAUCUGAUGGCUUCUAUACUUCUACUCCAUCCAUCAUUGUCACGUAGAUAUUCAAUGUAUUCUAUAUAUUUU